This is a messenger RNA of Mytilus californianus (California mussel), 728 nucleotides long. RefSeq lists its product as uncharacterized. The record is from RefSeq and is a predicted model, not a curated record. Bases 194 to 682 code for a protein of 162 amino acids. Gene Ontology annotation, molecular function: calcium ion binding. NCBI's taxonomy places the organism in Eukaryota, Metazoa, Mollusca, Bivalvia, Mytilida, Mytilidae. The transcript has 5 exons.
AAUAUGAAUAUAUCGACUUUCAAUGAUUCCGUUAUGUUUUCAAUAAAACAUGCCAACGCUCUUAUAGCUUAUUGCAAAAUUUGGUGAUGCGAGAAAUUCUACAUGGCUUAGUUAUUAAAUAUUCUAAUAGAACUAAACACUACAUGGUGACAUUGAAAGGUGGAAUUUGACAAACUAGAAUAAUAAUUGAGAAAUGGCAGCCGGUUUAAAUAAGUACGUUAGAUUUUCAAAAACAAUGAAUUCAUUAACGCAAGUCGAAAUAGAAUAUUAUAGAGACGCUUUUAAGUUCUUUGACAGAGACAAGAAAGGAUACAUUACCGCAGAUGACUUUGAUAAAGCUCUCAGACGUAUGGGUAACAGCAUUCCAACUGAAGAGGAAGUCCAAAACUUGCUGAAGGAAUACGAUAUAAAUGGUGAUGGGAAGGUCACAUUCGAGGAAAUGGUUGUUAUGACUGUCAAGCGAAAACAAAAUGAAGAUGAAGACCCAGAAAGCAGGAAAUUGUUCGAUAAAUUUGAUAGCAAUAAAGAUGGUUAUUUAAACAGAGAAGAACUGGUUGAAGUUUUAGCCCAGUUAGGACCGAGAUUAUCGUCUACAGAUGUUGAAGAGAUUUUACGAGAUUAUGACGAGAAUCAUGACGGUUUAAUUCAAUUUUCAGAAUUUGAAAAGAUGCUGAUCCAAUGAUGUCUCUUGAAACCGGCAGUAUCUGACCGAAAACCAGUAAUUUGAU